Molecule: messenger RNA, 2411 nt
Organism: Euleptes europaea (tarantolino)
Lineage: Eukaryota; Metazoa; Chordata; Lepidosauria; Squamata; Sphaerodactylidae
Gene: PALM3
Product: paralemmin 3
Exons: 7
Coding region: 9-2411 (800 amino acids)
Biological process (GO): regulation of cell shape
Cellular component (GO): membrane
Source: RefSeq, a predicted model, not a curated record
GGAGGAAAAUGGAACCGAUCUCCCCGUUUGCGCAGCGCCUGAAAUCCAUUGCGGCCCGGCGCAAGCUGAAUGAGCUCAUCCUGAGCACCCGCCUGGAUCUGGAGCAGGAGAAGCUGCGGGCUCAGCGCCUCAAGCGGAAGUCCUUGCGUGAGCAGUGGCUGAUGGAGGGAACCUCGCCAUCGCCAGAUGACCGAGACCCCCUGAGUCCUCUCCGCGAGGCGGAGACCCGCAUCGAGGAAUUACAGCAGAGUCUGGCCAGCCUCCAAAUUCAGAUGCAGCAGCUGGACAACUUAGAGAUCCGGAAGGUUCCGCCAAAGCCCCCGUCAGCGGAGCCUAUCGGAGAUGUGGAUGAGGUGAAUCAGCCCCCGGAUGGCCCAGAGACGGUCGAUGGGACUGCUUUGUCUUCUUCAGAAGGCAGAAGCGGGGCCAAAUCCGUCCUUGAGCCGGCUCCUGCCUCACCCAGGAGGCCCGUGAGUGAGGAGGCCAAGGAGAACCUGCAGAACGGAGAGAUGCAGGAUGGAGAUCUGUUUGGCAACGAAUGCAGUCCCGAAGAGGCCAAAAUCAAGGCAAUCCCCAUGGCUGUGGAAAAGGGGGACUCUCCGCCGCAUCAGGGGAGUUCGGAGGCUGCUUCUGCCGCCAACCCAGCCGAGCAGAGCCUGCAUCCUGGCAAAGCCCCUGCCGCCCGCCAGAGGAAGCUGGCCAUGGAGAAGAUAGUCAUCCGAGACCACCUAGGCCAAGAGGUGGGCUGCAUGGACUCCGUUGGGCAGGACCAGAGCUCCCUCGAGAAGGACGAGGAGCUGGAGGGUCACACUGACUCGGGGGACAGGCGGGACGGUUGGGGCCAGCUGGUGUCUGUUGAUGGUAUCCCAGAUCGAGAGGAAGCCCCUGGAGAAGGCCCGCCGGGCCAUGAGCUUGGCAGCCACAAUGGCCCAGAGGGAGAGUCCCUCACUUGCCAGGAUCACCAAGGCCCCUCCGGGCUCCGACAGAAUGAGAACAGUGAUCCCGAGGGGCAAGGAGAUGGACUGCUGGAGAUGGGCUCUCUGGCCAAGGAAGCUGAUGGGGAGGGAGUGGGGCAGAUGGCAGUGCCAGGGCAGGGUGCCCUGGAGACGGAGCCUGCCCCAGCCUUGGCCACUGAUGAUGCGCCUACACCAGAACCUAUGGAGCAGAGUGAGGGAAGUCAAAUGAAGAUGCCGGAGCAGCAGGAGUCAGAGGCAAGAAAGGAAGGGGGAAAGCUGGAGGAAUUUUCGCACUCGAGCCAAGUACAGACGCAAACCCCAUCUCUGGCAGAGCGGGUCAUUUUCCCUCUGCCAGAAGUCGAACCAUUUGUGCUAGAACCUAUUCCUUCCUCUGGGCAGGAAACGAAGAGGACGAUAACUCAACAGGGACAAAAACUUUUCAGGCACGAGGUAGAUGGAUCCCUGCCAGUCGCAACCCCUUCUUUAACCGACCAGCUGUCUUCUUUGCCUGAUCAAAUUGUUUCCCUUCCGGAAGCUAAAAUAUCGGCUUUGGAAGAGAACCCCGUACCCCUGGAGGACCAAACGCCAGUGCCUCCAGAGGCCCAGGUCUCCCCUUGGCCAGAGGCUGAUGUCUUUCUUCCAAGCCAGGUCCCACCCUCUGCGGAUGACCCAUGCGAGAGUCCCGUCAUUCUCCUAGACCAGAUCCCACCAGCUCUGCGGGACAUGGACUCAACAUCUCCAGUGGACAAGACCCCUGCUUCUUCCCGGCAAGAGGCCGAUGGAGCUGUUCCAGAUGAGAUUCAGACACCCCUGCCAAUCCAGACCUCGCCUGACCUCCUUGAAGACAAAGGAUCCUCUCCGGCUCAGGCUCCACCAACUUCGGAAGACCAAUCAACAGCCUCUCUGCUAGGACAGGCUCCAUCUUUUCAGGAUGCUGCAAAGUCUCCUCCAGAAGGACAGAACUCCUCAGAUCCCCCUGAAGAAAGGUCUACUUUGGCAGAACAAACCCUGUCCUCUGACAAAGCCCAAAGUCCCGUGUUACAGGAUGCGUCCCUCCCUCCCAGUGUUCUGCUCUUGACCACCCAAGAGACCCUCCAGCCACUCCUGGACAAGACUGAUGUGCUGGAUGCAAAAGGAAGUGGCGAAGCCAGCGCGGCCUCAGCGGGAGAGAUCACGGAAGCCCUGGAAAAUCUCCCUUCUGAGCAGCAGCCUCUGCUGAAGGAAGCCAAGGCGUCAGGAGCCCCUCUGGACAUUUCCGUUGGAGAGCCGCAAUCCAAGGCUGGGGUCCUACAGCCCCCGGGGGCUGCAAGCCAGCAAGCCCCAAACAACAGCCCCCGGACCUCUGCCAACACAGCCUACUCACAUCAGCACCAGGCUACUGUGCCCCGCCAAGAGGAAGACCAAGAGCCGGAGAAGGGCAAGCGCCGGUCCUGCCAGUGCUGCGUACUCAUGUGA